UCCUGACUUGGAUGACAUCACGGUACGGUAAAUAUGGCCGAAACUUGAUGCCAACGUGACGAGCGUCGUAACUAUCCAUCGAAUAUGUAAAUAAAAGUGUAUUGCAAUGAUUAAAUCAACGUGACAAAUUGCUAAUUGUGAAAUGGAGGAAGAUAUUAAUAUUUAUGCGGAUUUACCCAAUUUUAAUCUAGUGGAAUCUGACAUAAAUGAUCAACCAAAGGCAGAUCAUACUUGCAAUUAUGAAGAAUUGGAAAAGAAGUUUGUUUCACUUACCAGUAAAUUUGAAAAUAUGAAGAAGGUUAAUGAAAACUUGGAGAAAAAUCUUGCUUCCUUACUGAAAACUGCAAAGGCAGAAAUUACACGGAAAGACAAGAUGAUAGAAGAACUCAGAAAUCAAUUGGAUAAUGUAGCCUUUAGAAGAAACAGAAAUGGAUCUCUAGAAUUGUCUACUCUCAGAUCAUCAUAUCACAAUACAAUGACAGAAAAGUAUGAAAGUGUUACUCCUUUGAUAAAUUCAGAAGAGAAUACAUUUAUAUCUCAACAAAUUGAGUCAAGUUACACUGAAUACAAAAGCAGAAAGCCACGGAGUAACACUGACCAAAUACCAGUUACAGUAUUUGGAGAAAGGUUACAUAAGAGAAUUAUGGAUGAUACAAGAGAGGACAAGAAAUUGAGAGCAUCAAAGCUUAACUCAGAUACUAAUGUAAAUAAGAUCUCUGAAGAGUGCAUUGUAGAAAGUGAUAAAGAGAAUGGAUCUCAAUCCAGUAUGAAUAAUAAUGGCAAUGAAUUUAAUGUUGUUACUCGAAGUUCUAAUUCAGAUACUUCAUAUAAAAAGAACUUAGGGAAGAGAUUGAAUGAAGAGGACGAUACGUGUAAGAACAAACGUUUAAAGACUAAAGAAGAUAUCGAGGAUAGGAAUGAUGAUGACAUCGAUUGCAACUCUAUGAUACAAUACGACACGAAAGACGAUCUCACGAAAUUGGAAGAUCAACUGUGUGCUAUGUAUUCCAUUAAAAAGGACCAAGUUCCACUCGAGACGAAACGCAGAGCUACUUCAGAGCAUGGAGAUAUGAAACAAACGCAAAAUUGUAAAAAUGGAUGGAGGAAAGAAGAAAGAAUCAGCGCAUCGAAGGAUUACAGUGAUACUCAUGUCAGGAAGGGAUCUGUUGAUAGCUCAAGAAGUCGGACUACUUCGAUAUCGAAUGAAAGAUUUAAUAACGACCACCAGCACGAUCAUUACAUCAAUAGUCACAGAAAAAAUGACUACAGGCAUGGUUCAUCGAGUUCUAGGAGUUUUUUUAAGAAUAGAAACGAUUACGAAAGUUCGAGCAGUUAUCGCUUACGAGAAAAAUCAAGCAGGAUGUAUAGAGAUAGGAAAUACGACGACUAUAAAUAUGAUAGUCGAUAUAAGAAUGAUAGAUCGAGGAAGAAUUAUAACAGCAAGGAAACUAGUGGUGUUAAAACAAGAUAUAGUAGUAGAGAACGCGGCGAUUUGCGAGAUAGACUGAGACACACGAGUGACGUUGAGAGAAGUGAUGAAGAGAGAAGGAGCAGAAGUGGUUUACAUAAAAGUAACAAGUACGAUAAUCACAGACUAAAGGAAACUAUGGCGAAUUCGGAGGAUAAGAGAUCACACAAAGGUAGUAAAACCAUAGUAGAAAUUGAUUCUCGAGUGUCUUCUAGUCGAACGAUUGUAAAUAAUACAGUGGAGCACAGCGUUGGAAAAAGUACCGAACAGCACAGCGUGAAGAACGAAACAUGUGAACCUACCAGUUCUAUAGAAAGUGUGUCGACAUGUGCUACUACAAAGGAUGAGAGUCAUUUGGAAGAGGGUGAGAUUUUAGACAGUCCCAAGUCUAAUCUCAAAAAGAAUGAUUCUGCAAAAAUUUCUACAAUUCAAACAGUGGAAAAAAAUGUUGCAGAAACUUCUAUUCAAGUGGAAGGUAUAAGCGAGAAUGCGUCUGUGGAUAUCCAAAGAAAUACGGAAAGCACGUCUCACGUUAAAAACGAUUUGACACAGUUCAAUCCAGCUGAUGAAUGCGUUUCAAUGACUGCCGAGACAUGUUUUAACAACUUGAUGAUGAAUGAUCUGCACUCUGAUAAAAUUGUAAUAUAUCCCAGCCUUCCAAGUCCGGAGAUAAUCGGAGGUUGUAAUAAUAAUGGCGAUUAUGAGUGUGAAGAUUGCAUCGAAGAAAAUGUAACGGAUGACGCCAAUCGCCCUGUCGAAGAAACGUAUGAUUUCAAUAACGAAAAUGUUAUCAGAAGCGAGGAGGUAGGCAAUGCUAGUGCCGAAGAUACUACUAAAGUUGAUGAAGUAACAACAAUGUUAGGUUUUGCAAGCUCAUUAUCACUUAAUAUCAACAAUAUUCGCCAAAGUGACCAUGAAGUAGCAAGUUCUGCUUCUGAUGGAGUUACGCAAGUCGAGACUGUGCCUAAUUGCGAAAACGCCUAUGAAAGUCGAAUAUCUAAUAGAAACGAAACUUUUUAUCAAAUACCUGGUAAUAGCAACGCCGAGGCGAGCCAUACUUGCCUGGGCGAUCAUAAUUACGUUCGAGACACCGUCAUCGACGUCUCCGAUUUGCAUGUUGUACCUAACGGCUCAGAACGUCAUGAAUCCGCGCCGGAUACUGCGACAUCGAAGGAAACUGAAGCAGAAGGAACAGUCAACGCUCAGUCAGUUGACACUAAGAAAACAACGUCGACUACGGUGAAGAGCAAAAAGGACCAGAACAGCAACAAAGCAGUAGUGAUCUCGCGUCGUCGAAAAGCCGUCACAUUGAGCGACAAUAACGCGUCUAUGACUGUCUUGAUAAAUACGGACUCGGCGAAAUUGUCCCUUGUUGUUGAUAAUUCCGUCAGUGACAAAAGUGACACUGUGUCGAAGCCGCGGGCGUGUAAGCUCGCGCGCACUAUAAAGCCGCCCUGUAAAUAAUUAUAAUAUAUAGCUGUCUGACGAUAAGUGUUUCAUAUCUGAUAUAUAUGAUUCAGUCAAACUGAACACAAAAGUCUAUUUUGCUAAUAACUAUAUAUUAUUUUGAGUUAUUAAUUAAAGAAGAUUGGCGCGAUACGGCAGAUUAGCUGUGAUGGCGAUGUCUGCUUGUAUGUAUAUAAUACAUGAUGAUAAUAUAUAUAAUAACACACAUGCAUAUAUAUAUAAUUUGUGUGUAUAUAUAUAUAUAGUGUUUUAUCAAUUUGAAAAUAACCCUAUAGACUUUUAAUUAUUAAUUAAAGCACAUUGAUGCAUUAUCACGCGCGAUCAUCUGCCAAUCGUCUUUCUGUAAUAACUUAAAAAUCUACUUUAAUAACUAAAAAAUCUGAUUGCAAAAUAAUACAGAACUCUUCUUCAUUUUGACCUAAUCUACAAGCACACGACGACAAGCAUUGUUAUCAUAACUCAUCUGCUAUUAUUACGCGUGAUUAUUUGCCAAUCUCCUUUAAUUAAUAAUUCCGAAUUUUACACGGUUGUUUCUGCAAAAUGGUAGAGGAAUUAUGUGAUCAUUUUGACCUAAUCUACAUGUACACAAGACACUGCAUAACUUAUACUUUUUGUAAGUAGUGUUAAUAAAACUGCAGAUACGUAUAUGAAUACAUAUACUGCAUAUGUGUAAAUUACGUUUAUGUAUAAUCUUCAACUAUGUAUAAACUGCGGAUAUAUAUAAACGAGGAAUUUUGAACAGAAA
Messenger RNA from Odontomachus brunneus, 3680 nucleotides. RefSeq lists its product as uncharacterized. The transcript is spliced from 4 exons. The record is from RefSeq and is a predicted model, not a curated record. The coding region runs from base 143 to 2932 and encodes 929 amino acids. Lineage: Eukaryota; Metazoa; Arthropoda; Insecta; Hymenoptera; Formicidae.